UUCGUUUCAUGCAAUGCAUUUCAUUCUCUUUGAUGUUCUCGGUGCAUCGAUUGUGUUAUUUGCUUUUGUUCUUUAGUUUAAGGGUUUUAGGGCUGGCUAGGUUCAGAAUUGACGACUCGUUUUUGGGUGAAAAUGGGUGCUUGAUGGUUCAAGCGUUGGUGGAUUCCGAAGGGAGAACACUGGCAAGUACUGGUUUGGGUGGUCAGCUUUCUGGAGAUAUUGGAUCACUGUCUGAAUUGGAGAUUUUAAUCGGGCACAUUCCUGUGAUUGAUGAGAAGGGGAUGAUUGGAAUGGUGUCCAUUGGAGAUGUGGUUCAUGUUGUGGUGCGCGAGCACCGUCAAGAGUUUGAGCAUUUGAAUGCUUUCAUACAAGGGGGUUAUUAGAUGUUGAUGAUGGUGAAAAUCUCUGAAGAGACUGAAGCUAAUUUGGAUUAAGUAAUAAGCCUGAGUGUUUGUAAAUAUGUUUGUGAUUUCAGUUCUAUCAACAUUAACCC
Molecule: messenger RNA, 493 nt
Organism: Vigna angularis (adzuki bean)
Lineage: Eukaryota; Viridiplantae; Streptophyta; Magnoliopsida; Fabales; Fabaceae
Exons: 3
Coding region: 9-383 (124 amino acids)
Source: RefSeq, a predicted model, not a curated record